UUUCUGCUUCAGACGAAAGCUGGCCAGUUGGUUCGCUAGUGCGCAUGCGUAGUCAGUCGGACGCCACUGCCUCGAAAUGGAUCACAAUCAUGGCGGACCGGACGAUAUGGAGAUGUUGUGCCCGAUGCAGAUGUCGUUCCACGGAGGCAGCUGUGAGAUCAUCCUGUUCCCCAGCUGGGCAACGACGGAGGUUGCAGCAUUCGUCGGCGCCACCAUCGGCUUUUUCCUGCUGGCGUUCGCCUACGAGGGUCUCAAGUACGGGCGUGAGCUACUUCAUGCGACCGGCGUGGUCAAACCGGGCGCACCCAACCCGGCUAAGCGGACUCUUAGGGAGGCCCUACUCAGCCGGGCGCACGUCGUGCAAACUGUCUUGCACCUGCUGCAGGUAACCGUCUCCUACAUCCUGAUGCUGAUCGUGAUGACAUACAACUACUACCUCUGCUUGGCGGUCGUGCUGGGCGCUAUGUGUGGCUACUACGUGUUCGGCUGGGUGCGCAAUAGCGCCGUCGACCCGACGGAACACUGCAACUGACAACUCUUGGAUCGACAAGCAGCUCAAGACGCCACCUGCAAUGACCAUGAUGAUGAGACCUCCACUUACAUAGGUU
Molecule: messenger RNA, 608 nt
Organism: Anopheles coustani
Lineage: Eukaryota; Metazoa; Arthropoda; Insecta; Diptera; Culicidae
Gene: Ctr1B
Product: high affinity copper uptake protein 1
Exons: 3
Coding region: 77-532 (151 amino acids)
Biological process (GO): copper ion transmembrane transport
Cellular component (GO): membrane
Molecular function (GO): copper ion transmembrane transporter activity
Source: RefSeq, a predicted model, not a curated record